This is a messenger RNA of Jatropha curcas, 2037 nucleotides long. Lineage: Eukaryota; Viridiplantae; Streptophyta; Magnoliopsida; Malpighiales; Euphorbiaceae. The record is from RefSeq and is a predicted model, not a curated record.
CCAGAGUCGAGUUGAGCUGGCGAUUCAAAUAUUUAUUCGCUUGAAAUUGAUGUUAACAUCUUUGGAUUAAUCACAACUCAGAAAGCUCUAUUUACCAAUUCUCCAAUCUCUGCACUUGAACCUAUCAGUUUCUUUUAUAUCGUCAACUUGUCCAGGUUAAUCCAUUUUACUUAGCAAUACAGGUAUCUUUUCAUUUUGCUGUGAGCCUUUCUUUCUUAAAUGUCGAGUAGCUCCAGUGACAGCAGCUUUAAUAUAGAGGAUCUUUUGGAGAUUGGCACAAGAUGCAGAGAGCUACGGAAAGAAAAGGACAUGUUAAGGGAAUCUCAAUCCCAAAGCUUUGAACUAAUCAGGAGGCUAGAACGACAUGUGAAAUCAUUAUCAGAAGCUCGUGCUGAAGACAGAAAGCAAAUUGACAAGUUGGAAAGAGAGUUAUUGAACUGCUCUCAAGAGAUAGGUGGUGAUUCUUUCUUUUGUCGUAUUCAGUCAGAUUACCUGCAAGAUCAACUAAAUGCAAGGAAUUCAGAGGUUUACAGCUUGGGAGAGCAUGUGCAUGACCUUGAGUUAAAAUUAGCAGACAUGGGUAAUUUACAGGUGAAGGUUGAUGAGUUACAGGAGGAACUGAAGAGGUCUGAUUCAGCGUGCUUCUUAUUGAUACAGGAAUUGGAGAGAAAAGACCUAGAGCUGCAAAAGUCAGUUCUAUGUAUAGAGAAAAUGGAGGAAUCUAUUUCUUUUUUAACCCUAGAUUCCCAAUGUGGAAUAGAGAGUGUGAAGCUUGAUAAAAUGGCUUUGGAGCAAGAAUGUUGUGAAGCCAAAAAGUACCAGGAAGAAACAGCUAUAGAAAAAGAUGCAAUGGAUGGUUUAAUCAAAGAACUGGGGAUUCGGGUUCAUGAUGCAGAGGAAAUGAUACAAUGCUUAGAAAAGGAGAAUAAAGAACUGAGGGAGAAGCUUGUUACAUCUGAAGCAAAUGCUAGACUAUUUCUUCCAAAGAUAGAGGAAUGGCUGGAAAAUAAGGAAAAAUCACUGCUUAUUUCUCAGUCAUGCUCCAGUGAAUUGGAGAGCGAAAUAAUGCCAAGUGAAGUCAGAACUUGCGGAGAGGCCCUUGCUCUACUUUUUUCAACACUGGAAAUAUUAUUGGCACCAGAUUCAAAUUCAAGAAAGCAGAUAGAGAGAAUGUCACACCAGAUAAGAGAAUAUGAAGUUGUUUUGAAGCAGCUUAAGGAAGAUUUGCGAGUGGAAAAAUUGAAGGCAAAGGAAGAAGCUGAGGAUCUUGCACAAGAAAUGGCUGAGCUGAGGUACCAAAUGACAUGUUUGCUCCAAGAAGAGUCCAAGCGCCGCGCUUCCAUUGAACAAGUAUCAUUACAGAGAAUAGCAGAAUUAGAGGCGCAGAUUCAAAAAGAACAGAAGAACUCAUUUCAUGGAAUCAGGCAUCUCCAUGAAGCAUAGGAAUCAGCUCUAUCUAGAACUAUGGGUUUCAAUUAAUUGGAAAUUGUGAUUGAGGAGACUUGAUACAUUCCAGGAGAUGGCAACAUGUAUGGAUCUGCAGGACAUCGGUGUCUGGAGGUGGGUUGUACAUGUCUUAUAUAUACUGCAUUAACAUAGAAUAUUUUACAAACCAAAAUUGCAACUUGUAUCUGGUAGAUGGUGCAGCACUUUAUGGGGCAACUAUAGAGUGCAGCUAUGCGUGCUGUAGCGGCAUUGUGCUUACUAAUUAUGGGCUACAAGUGGAACGCAUUGCUUUUUAUUUAAAAAAAAAAAAUUUAAAUAAAGAUUUUGUCUGAUGCUGCUGGGUUACCAUGAUUCUGGCACAAAACAUUCUGAGGGAACCUAAAACCUGAUAAAGAAAAGUCUGUAUAGUGCUGCCCUGUUAUGUAUAUAUGCAUUUUUAUUUUGGAUUUAAUUCAUAUAUUUGGUGGUUUCUGGGGUCAGUUUUGAAUUUGAUCAUUCAGAGGAUUUGUAUUCAGUAUUCUAUGUAAUUUUCAAGCUGUAAGAAGAAAUAGAUCUCCAAUGCAUCUCACUGGUUGGAGGUUGGACUUUUAA